Electrophorus electricus (electric eel) is the source of this 4875-nucleotide messenger RNA. It is a transcript of the gene pias2, whose product is annotated as protein inhibitor of activated STAT, 2. Gene Ontology annotation, cellular component: chromatin. Gene Ontology annotation, molecular function: transcription coregulator activity; SUMO ligase activity; zinc ion binding. NCBI's taxonomy places the organism in Eukaryota, Metazoa, Chordata, Actinopteri, Gymnotiformes, Gymnotidae. Gene Ontology annotation, biological process: regulation of transcription by RNA polymerase II; protein sumoylation. The record is from RefSeq and is a predicted model, not a curated record.
GCCAGAAAAUGGCGGAUAUUGAGGAGUUACGGGUAGGCGAAAGUGUUAUGAUAGCUGGCAGCUGCUCUGAAGUUCUCCUAGUUUAAAGUAGUUUUGUUUGCUUUUGUUGUUAUCGUUUGGUUUUUAAAGCUCAAUAAUCGAAUCCCAUCUUACAAGAUUUUAUCGUCAAAGAUUAAGCAUCGAUAUGUGUCACUGUCGUAGGCCAGAGCCAUAGCAUAGCCUGCUAGCAGCUGCUUCGUUAGUUGUCAAGGUUCUUUGGCUUCAACUAGCUAACGAAGCCAGUUACCUAUAUAUUAUUAGCCAAUAUUUGGAAUGUUAUUGUAGCUACUGUCCUCAAACACUAGCUAGCUAAUUGGUGUUAUAAAUUAAUGUUUAGUGUAAUAGGUUUUACGACCAAACGCAGGUAAAAUCCUGCAGCCUUUUAACAAUUCUACCUGGUCUUUUGUUUUUGUCCGCUCUAGCUAGCUAAUAGCCACGUAGUUCUGCAACAAUAUGUAACUAGCUAGCUGACUUUAGGUGGCUAGCUGGUUAACUUACACAAGUAAUAUUUCAGAAGCAAAUACAAUCAUUUUAUAUAAUUAUAAAUUCCAGCUUUGUUUUAUUAACUGGUGAACUAAUUAUGUCAGUAGGCAAGAGAAUAGCUAGCUAACGCUCUAGCAAAGAGAACCUUAUUAUUAGCUAACUGUUGGCUACCUAGCUAACUACCAAAGCUAUCUAGCUGGCUAGGUAGGUAGCUAGCUAACUAGCUGUUAAUUCCUGCAAGGAUUAACGUUGAUCAAGGUUUAUAUUUCCCCAUAUUCUAAACUAAUGCUCAAUUAAUAAGUGUUUGAAAAUAUGGAAGUGUUAUGGUACGUUACCAAUAACGUGUGAAACAGCCUGUUGUAUCAAGUCGUAAAUGGAAGAAGAAUCUGCCUUGUUCUUUGUGUUUCAAGUCUCAGCUUCUAGUUAGAUAGAUGCAUUUCGCACAUAUUUGUUAAGGAUUUUUUAAAGAAAAAGGAUUAACAAGUAAGAACAAUCAAGCAUGGACCAUAUGUUGAAGGAAUAUGGUAUCAAGUUUCCGUGUCUCAGAGCUUCAGGUACUGCUAAGUUUUGCUGGAAGAAACAAGAGUGGUCGCAAGCAUGAACUUCUACUGAGGGCUUUGCAUUUGCUAAAGAGUGACUGUAGUCCUGCUGUACAGAUUAAAAUCAAUGAACUUUAUUGCCGAAGGUAUCUAAGGACACUCAACAGCCUCCCGUACUUGUCUUCUCUUAAGUCAAACAUAAAGUCCUACUUUCAGACAGAGAACGGCUCGGAGGUUGUGAGGCCGGCCCUUUCUCUUGGUGCUAGUCAUUCAGACUUGGUGCAUCCACACUUGGUGACCAGUAAAUCACCAAUGUUUCAUGACUCAAAGCCCAGAAUGAACAUGCAGCAGCCUGCUCCACUUAUGCCCCCUGUCCACCCGGACGUCCAGAUGAAGUCCCUCCCAUUUUAUGAUGUGUUGGAUGUUUUGAUCAAGCCAUCAAGUUUAGGGGCCAGUACUAUUCAGAGAUUUCAUCAGGAAAAGUACUUCAUCUUUGCCUUGACUCCACAGCAAGUGAGAGAAGUUUGCAUUUCCAGGGAUUUCCUUCCUGGGGGUAGAAGAGACUAUAUGGUGCAAAUACAACUCCGGUUCUGCCUUUCUGAAACCAGUUGCCCUCAAGAGGACAGCUAUCCCAACAGUCUUUGCAUUAAAGUAAAUGGGAAGCUCUUUCCCCUACCAGGCUAUGCACCCCCACCUAAGAAUGGUGUGGAACAGAAGAGACCAGGCAAACCUUUGAACAUCACAUCUCUUAUCAGAUUAUCAUCUGCAGUACCCAAUCAGAUAUCAGUCACAUGGGCACCAGAAAUUGGAAAGACAUAUUCUAUGUCUGUUUACCUGGUACGACAACUGACCUCACCAUUGUUACUGCAGAGGUUAAGAAUGAAAGGGAUUAGAAACCCUGACCACUCUAGAGCGCUAAUAAAAGAAAAGCUCACAGCGGACCCUGACAGCGAAAUAGCCACAACUAGUUUGCGAGUCUCACUUAUGUGCCCACUUGGGAAGAUGCGCCUCACGGUACCCUGUCGAGCACUCACCUGCUCCCAUCUCCAGUGUUUUGAUGCAGCAUUGUACCUCCAGAUGAAUGAAAAAAAGCCCACCUGGAUCUGCCCUGUGUGCGACAAGAAAGCCACAUAUGAAAGUCUGAUCAUAGAUGGGCUCUUUAUGGAAAUUCUAAAUGACUGUACAGAUGUUGACGAAAUCAAGUUCUUGGAGGAUGGCACCUGGUGUCCAAUUAGACCAAAGAAGGAGGCACUUAAAGUGGCAUCUCCAUGUAUACCCAAAAUUGAAUGCGUGGCCCCUGUGCGGCAGAGUGCAGUCGUUCCUCACACAGAGCCUAGCAGCACAAAAAAGGCAGAUGUGAUUGACCUGACACUUGAUAGCUCCUCAGAUGAUGAAGCAGAGCCAGACCCUCCACUGAAAAAGCGCUGUGUCUACAUGUCCAAACAUGAGGAGAUGCAUAGCAAAGGCGUUUUGACCUAUCAGCCAUCAACAGUUCGAGUGCCAAACGUCCAGGCAUUGGACACUUCAUACCUAACUUCCUCCAUAACGGACUAUGCAGUUCCAUUUCAUCAUUCAACACUGUCCACUAUUCCGACUGAUAUGCAAAGUCUUGACUUAUUUUCUUUACUUCAAGGAGACCCUCAGCAUUACCGGACCCCUGUGUUCCUGGACAACUUGUCCAGCAGCAUCCAGAGUGCCACCACCAGUGCUGGACUUGUAUCCUCCUCAGUCCAGUAUGACCCAGCCCCACAUGGAGGCAGCUCUAGCCAUGAAACAGGUGUCAUCACCGGAUCCUCAACUCUGUCUGACAUCAUCUCACUGGACUGAAUCAAGGUUAUCAGCAGGUCACCUUUACCAAGCAAACUACCAUGGGACAUGGGUUUCCAGAGACUGACGUAUCAGAUGUAUUUACGGUUAAAUAUCACAUUUUGCAAUUGUGGAAGAUCUGUGUAUAUGGAUUUAGAUCUUCGCAAUAUGGCAGAUGUUUUGUUACCCAUGUGGGUAGCAAUUGAUGGUUUUGAGACAUCCAACCUUGACCUGUGUUCAUUCUCUCCCUCUGAGGAAAUUCUUAUAUCCUAAUGGUGACCCAUAAUCAUUGCCUUUUCGAUACCAUAAACUGAACAGGGGAAUCAAGUCAACGAAAGGAACACUGGCCAUUGAAUUUGUGGUCAUGUUGGAACCAGAGCCGGGUGAUGCUACUCUGGAAACAAAAUGAAAGCAGUCCGUGGCAGCUCGGUUUAUAUCGUAGUACUAACCAAUUUAUGCAGUGCAAUUUUACAUCAUCUUAAUGAUGCUAAUUGAGUCUUAGCAAUAAAAAACUGCUUGUGUGUUCCAUUGUACAUUAUGUAGGAUGGUAAAACUUGCAGAUUGUAAUCUGAUCGCAAAUGUGUCGGACUGCAACAGCAGGUCAGCUGUGUUUUUUGUUUUGUUUUCCCCCUCUUUUUGAUGUCAUUUACAUUUUUUUGUUGUUGUUGUUUUCUCUUUACAUGUGCUUUUUAUUAAGGGCUAUGAAAUGAUAGGCCUGUAUUUUGUCAGUUAAUGACCUUUGUGUGGACCUGCAUUAUAUUUGUAAGUGGGAUUCUUGUUCUCUUUCUACUAUUUAAACUGUCAUGUGUUUUUAGUUAUCCAUCUCAAACCCUGUCCAACCUAAGUUCAAUUAUUAUUUAAAAAGUCAGGAGUGUCCAUAUGUUUGUAUCUAUUGUGAUGGCAAACAAAUCAGCAUUAUCAGAAUUAAGGUAUUGUCCUAAAAAUUUUAUACUUCAAAAUUAAAGACCACAGUUUAGAAGAAGAUAAUUUUUUGGGGGGAGUUGUUCAGGUCUUAUUAGACCUGUCUUGGUCAUGGUGUUUGUCUUGCAAAAUUUCUACUGUUUUUCUGUUUUAUAAAGAUUUCACAUGAGGCCCUUGCAUUUCAAAUGGUGCUUCAGAAGCUCUUUUAUAGUGAUGAGACCCAAAAGUAGAAAUGCACUGAGCCUAGUAGUCCAGAGGGGCAUACAAUGCAGGCAGGAUGCUUAGGUUUGCAUACUAACCACACCUUGACCUCAGGCCUCAGUGUCACGAUGCAGCCCAACCACUACAGCAGUUUACUCACCACAGUUAACCAAUAGCUGUUUAUCUCAAGUGAGGAAAAUCUGGGUCUUGGAUCUAGUCCAACAUGGAAUGUCAGCCCAUCAAAUCAAAGCAAAUGUUGAUUUUCCAAAGAUGCUGUGUAAAAAAAAACAAAAACAAAUUCAAGCAAAGCACAAAAUCCUGGUUUAUGGCAUAUAUCUACUUCCUACAUUCUAAUAAAUACAGCAUAGCCUGUUUUUAUUGCUUGGUAGGCUAAUAAUACAGUAGAAUACUGAGCAUCUCAGUUGUACUUGCAAGGCUGAAACUUGAGUGGAUUUGUCUAGUUUGUGUAUGCUUUCAUGAUGAAAAAUAAUCCUACCUGGAAACUUUUGCUUCUUUGCAUCCAGCUAACGGCCCAGGUACCGAUAAAGGUCCCAGUGUUUGGUGUAAGCUUAGUACUGUACUAACUAAUUUUGAGCUUCAGACUAUUUUAAAGUGUUUGCAUUCAUUAUAUGAUUUCUUUUGAUUACUGAGUGACAGCUGUUGCUCUUGAAGGGUAAAGGAAGGUUUAAGGUUUGUGUUCAACGUUUCUUCAACUGGCUAGAACAGUAUGGUUUGUACUGUGUAUGGUUUUCACUUUUUUACAGCUCUGCCACAUUCCAGGCCUUUAACUGUUUUUAGUGCUGUUUAAGGAAUCAUCAAAUCAUAAUUCAUGUACUUCAAGUGAGAUCUUCAUAUACGUAUGUGUUGCAUUAAAACCUCUUAUCCA